GCACUUUCUUAUCAAGAAUUUUGAUAAGCUUUGAUGCGUCGCGUCGAAUUUGCGUGUGCAGUAAUCAACAAUAAAUGUCAUGGCACAGCGGAAUGCAAAAACUGUGUCAAACCGUUGCUAAGGAAGCCCGGAAGAGGCAGAGUGCUCCAGCAGUGAUAAAAGCAAAUCUAAUUUGCUUACAUUACGAAACCGCAAAUUGAUUUUGCCAGCUUUGGCAGCAGCCGUGUCCAUAUUAUUGUGCGUGCGUUAUUGUGUCAAAUGGUCAUACUUUAAAACUGAAGCUUUGUGACCGUUGCCCCCAGUUUGUCCAAGAUGUUAACCCUCUAUUACGUGAGCGCCACCUUGUUGCAGUCCUGGCGAAUUCAAAGGGCUUGCAAUAAAAUUGCUGAACAGCUAGCCCAGUCUUCGAGCGUUGCCUUCUAUGCAAUCCAACCUGGCAACGACGAUGGCUUCGAUGCUACAAUUGCCAGCUCGGAGCUGUGCGGUAAUCGCAAUGCGGCCAAGGUCACGGAUAUAUUGUGGUUGCAUGGCAAUCAGCACGGUUGCUGCCUGCGUCCAUUGCAAACGGUGCAAAUUACGCCAUGGAUUAGUUUUCCUCCUGCGCCCAGUUGGCUGCCGUUCGCCUAUGCAGCCGACACCGUUACACCCACUGCAACUCCAACGGAAAUCGAACCGCAACCCAGAAUAACUCUGUCACCGGAUGAGAGUCAACAUUUGCAACUAUUGCUUGAGGCGCAAGUAGAGCUGCAACGGGAAGCGGGCGCCCAACACAGCGUACCGGUGCGGCUGGAAUCUUAUGGUAAGCUAAUUGCAUGGAAAAUAGACUCCCACCUGGCAGUACUCAUCGAAACGGAUGUUGAGCAUUUCACAAAACUAUUGAUAAUGACAUUUUUACAAAAUAAUUUAUUCAUUAAUGAUCAGCUGCCACUGAUGAGGAUUGAGUCUGUGCAACGAGAGGGUCAACCGCAGCCGUUUGAACUGCUGGCCAAUCAUCUGAAGCGGCAAUCGCGCAAUGCGGCCGAGAUUAGUGCGGAGGGCUGGCAAAAGCAUUUAGAGGAUCUACGCGCACUAAGCGUACUGGCUCGCCAGGCUACCGAAUUUGAGCAGCAAAAGAAUCGGAACGAAUUUAAGGCAAGCAUUCCUAAGCAGGACUUGUUGCUUCAGCGACAGGCGGAGCAGUCGCCUGCAGCAGCACAAAGCAUUAUAAAGGCUGUAGCUGUAGUGGAACCCACCACCAAGACGCCGUCUCCCGCCAAGCCCACUCAAUUGAAGAAACCGGCUUCACCUGAAGAUAUUGGAAAAAUUACUACGGCCCUCAAGUCGCCCACGCAGUUGACUCAGCCUUCUCCAGCUGAAAGUCUUUUGAGCAACCCCACGGAAGAGGAAAAAACGGUUAUCACCACGCCAACAGCAGUCCAGGACACCUCAACCAUGGCAGCGGCAAACACAUCAACGCCCAGCAAAAGCUUUGUUGCCGUCAAGCCUAAUUCGCCACCGCCGAAAGCCGCAGCCUCCACCCGACCGCGUCCCGUUUUGCGCCGUAAUAAGGAUAGCCUGGGCGAGAGUAAACCCCUGAAUGUGCUUGUCUAUUCGGACAGCGCCAGUGCACGUGAUUCGGCAAUGGCAACUCUUCGCCAGCUUCUAGAGCCUGAUGUGUACACCAUUUAUGCACUAACUCCGCAACAGGCGGGACAAAAGCACUGGCUCGAGCAGACGGCGCUGCUGGUGGUAUGCGGCUCUGUUGCGCCGGCUAUUGGCCAGAUAUUGGUCGACUAUUUUCUGCAUGGCGGCAAGGUCUUGAGUCUCUGUUCGGAUAUUUUACACUUCAUCUUGCCUAACUAUCGCACGGCGGAGGUUCGGGAAAACGAGUUGGUUCAGUUCUCCUAUGACAAGUGGCAGCGGGUGAAGAUGAUGCAUCACAUUUUCUGUUACCAACCGUCUCCGGUUAAGAAAAACUUUUCCACCGACAGCGAGGAGUCUUCCAGCCAAACGCAUUCACGUAAACCAGCUCUAGUAUGUCCAAGGUCCAUGGAUUUGAAGGACAUGACCGGUCAGACCCACCAGCUGGACGUUAAAGUACUGGGCACUGAGGAGACCUGGAACACGCCCAGUAUAUUGCUGGCUAACAGUUUGCGGAGCGGCGGUAAAGCCGUCUUCUCUCAGGUUCACUUGGAGACAAAUCCCAGUGACUUUGAGUUUGAUGAAAUGAAGUUCGCAAUCUUGAAACAAAGCGAACGCACACGCAUCGAGAUCUUUACGGAUAUCUUGCACAAGUACCUGGAUAUCGAGGUGCAAGUCAGCGAGUCACAAGUUCCUGCCCCUGCCGGAGUUGUCUUCAAGCAGGCCUUCUUCUUAGGCCGUCAUGAGUCGAAAUUUGAACUGCUGGAGAAGCUACGUCCACGUUGCAGCGGUAAUGACGAUGUCAUCGUUACGCCCAAGCUGACUAUUAAGUUCUGUGGCAAGGAUGAUAAGGCGCCGGUGGCGAACACAAAUGUGUUGCCCAUUGUGAUACAUUCUUGUCCAGACGAUUUCUCCACCGUUGACUACUUUGAUAAUCUGAAAACGGAGCACAUUGGACGCUUGGUUAUCUAUGCGCCAGUAUUAACUAGUUCGAUGCAUGUGAUCAACGAUCUGGAGCUGAUGCAUGGCCUUGCUGUGCUGCCACGCCAGCAGACAGCGGGCACGGGUCGCAGCGGAAAUCAGUGGCUGAGUCCCAUGGGCUGCGCUAUGUUUUCUACACAGCUGCACAUCGCCAUGGAUACGCCACUGGGCACACGCCUUUCCUUGAUACAGCAUAUGAUAGGAGCUGCUAUCGUGAACACCCUACGAGGCCAUAAACUGUAUAGGGUACUCGAUAUAGCUUUAAAAUGGCCAAAUGAUAUUAUUGCCAAUGGAAAUUACAAAAUUGGUGGACUUGUCGUCAAUACCACUUUAUUGGGCUCGCAGGCGAUUGUAAAUAUUGGCAGCGGAAUUAAUUUAAGCAAUUCAAAACCGACGGUCUGUAUUAAUGACAUGAUAAAUGAGUAUAAUGUGCGAAUGCCUAAUGCUAAAUUGCCUUUACUCAAAUAUGAGCAAUUUAUGGCAAUGAUUUUUAAUGAAAUUGAAAAAAUAUUGUCUGAAGUACAAAACGGAGAUUUUGAUACUUUCUACUCCUUGUAUUAUGAACUUUGGUUGCAUAGCGAUCAGCAAGUUACUAUUUGCCUGCAAAAUGAUCAAGAAAAGGAAGCCACAAUUAUUGGAAUCGAUGACUUUGGAUUCUUAAAAGUAAAACUAGCGAAUGGAACAAUUGAAACUGUUCAGCCCGAUGGAAACAGUUUUGAUAUGCUAAAAGGAUUGAUAGUACCUAAAUACAAUUAGCUUAAUUAUUAAAGGAAUUCUUAUAUAAUACUAA
Messenger RNA from Drosophila montana, 3391 nucleotides. It is a transcript of the gene Hcs, whose product is annotated as holocarboxylase synthetase-like protein. Gene Ontology annotation, cellular component: cytoplasm. The transcript has 12 exons. The record is from RefSeq and is a predicted model, not a curated record. Gene Ontology annotation, molecular function: biotin--[biotin carboxyl-carrier protein] ligase activity. Gene Ontology annotation, biological process: protein modification process. Lineage: Eukaryota; Metazoa; Arthropoda; Insecta; Diptera; Drosophilidae. Bases 313 to 3357 code for a protein of 1014 amino acids.